This is a messenger RNA of Bactrocera oleae (olive fruit fly), 6352 nucleotides long. RefSeq names its product Carboxypeptidase D svr (gene svr). Gene Ontology annotation, molecular function: metallocarboxypeptidase activity; zinc ion binding. Gene Ontology annotation, biological process: peptide metabolic process; protein processing. NCBI's taxonomy places the organism in Eukaryota, Metazoa, Arthropoda, Insecta, Diptera, Tephritidae. The record is from RefSeq and is a predicted model, not a curated record.
UCGAGAGAUUGGCAACCCUGCGUUGCAAGCGAGCAAUCAGCUGACUGCCGUAAGGUUUGUAGAAGCGGUGGUGAGUGUUUAUUUACAUUGCGCUCUCAUAAGAUGAGUCGUAUCAGCUGAUUCGGUCUACGGUUUUGCGUCGGUGACUGUUGCCAGCAUUAGUGUUAAGAAUAUACAUAAUCGUGUGUUAACUUCGUAGAUUCGUUUAAAAGUUGACUUGAACUGGUGAAAAGCUAGCUGCACUGUAGCUCACUAAUACCAUCACAUAACUAUGCUUACUUGCUGUCCGAGCGUUUAUUAUGUGUGGCGCUUGACAGACUCUACAGCCACAGAGUGCAACAGCGGAGUGAGCCGUUUUUAAACCGCCGGUUAAGUAAAUUUCACACCAAGAGCGCACGCUCACGUACUGACUCCCUCUCACUGCCAUUUAACGAAGCGUUAUUUGUAUAUUGUUGACUUUUGCCGCCGCCGCUGAGUCGUGUCGGUGACGCCGACAAGCAGUUCACACGAUUUACGGCAUAAAUCGGCAGCGAGUCAUUGGUUUUCAUUCAGUUUGUGCAAAACGAGCGGCGAGCAAUGCAGUGAUAUAACAAAUAAACGCUUGUUGACGCUAGAAAAUUGGUUGCUCUUCCCCCCGUCGAAGACUGCAGCAGCUGGUUGGUGGUUGAAAAACAAAGAAAAAGUUAAUAAUAAUAUUGAAACGGAGUGGAAAUCGUGCAGCAGUACUGAAAAAGGAAAACUAUAACGACGCACAAUUGGGAAAUGAAAAAUACAUAUUUACAAGCUGAAGGCUGCAGUUGAAAAACUCUGUAUUGCAGGCUGAGAAACUUCACUACAGCAGCAUUUUCAGCUUACGGAGCUACGCCAGCAGCUUGCAGCGAACGCUCUCACGCCAAACGCCGCAAAAGCAAAGUCGUGCAAAAAAUUUUCAUACUUUGCUGAUAACAACUGCUGCUUGUUGAAAACUAGUACAAAGCGGUUGCAGCGGUAAAGACGCGUUUGAAUGCUAAGCGGAUCAGAACGGAACUGCACAGCUUUUAGGAAAUUAUAUUACUUUAAAUUUGCACGUACAAAAAGGAUUUCAGUAAAAGAUUGUGCGCAAGCAAAGAAAUUAUCCUGCCGAGCCCGCAACAUUUCAUACGCAGCAACUAAAAAUAGACACAUACUCCAACUUUUUAGGGAGAGCCAUUUGCGCCUCACACAACACAACGCCCACACGCGCUUGCCAUUCGACGCCUACGCGUUCCAGUUUGCGUCGUAGAGCGACGAACCGCUAAAAGGCACAUCGUGUCCCGAAAAGCCCUAGCAGUGCAACCUUGCGUCUCGCUGCGUCAGUAAUAACGAAUUCGGUAUAAAACGCCACUAGCCGCCUGCCACCAGCUAGCUACUUAACUAACGCUCAUCACUUGUCAAUUUCACGUCAAGAUGUUCACACGCUGUCGCCAGCAACAGCGCCAGCCACAGCCACAGCUGUUCCUCGCCUUCACAUUGUCUUUGCUGCUGUGCGCCACCUUAACGCAAGCAUUUGUCAUUAAGGAUGAUGAGUCCUUCCUGCAAUCGCCCUACUAUCAGACGCAGGGCGAAAUCGAGGACAUGUUUGCACGUUUCGCCAAGACAUUCCCGGAGAAUGCGCGUGUCGAUACCAUCGGCCGUUCGCUGGAGGGUCGCAAUUUAGUGGUCUUACAGAUCGGCAGAAACGUGCAGCAACCACGCACACCGCUCACGCCCAUGGUCAAGUAUAUUGGCAACAUGCAUGGCGAUGAGACAAUUGGCCGCCAGCUGCUCAUCUAUUUGGCACAGUAUCUGCUGUACAACUAUGAGACUAACUUGGAGGUGGCGAACCUGGUCAACACCACGGAUAUAUAUCUGAUGCCGACAAUGAAUCCAGAUGGCUACGAGCGAUCGCAGGAAGGUAAUUGUGAAUCACUUCCGAAUUAUGUUGGCCGCACCAACGCAGCUGGCAUCGAUUUGAAUCGCGACUUUCCCGAUCGCCUCGAAAAUCAACAAGUCACCCAAUUACGCUCGCACCGCCGUCAGCCGGAGACAGCAGCCAUCAUAAACUGGGUGCUCAGCAAGCCGUUUGUCUUAUCGGCCAAUUUCCAUGGCGGCGCAAUUGUGGCGAGUUAUCCGUAUGAUAAUUCAAUCGCCCAUCAUGAAUGUUGCGAAGAGAGUCUCACACCGGACGAUCGCGUAUUUAAGCUAAUGGCUCACACCUAUGCCAACAAUCAUCCGCUCAUGCGUCAGGGUCACAGCUGCAAUGACACCUUCACCGAUGGCAUAACAAAUGGCGCCCACUGGUAUGAGUUGAACGGUGGCAUGCAAGAUUUCAAUUACGCCUUCACCAACUGCUUCGAAAUGACCAUUGAGUUGUCGUGUUGCAAAUUUCCAACUGCCGCCACGCUGCCCGCCGAAUGGGCGCGCAACAAGCGCAGUCUACUGCAGCUGCUGAAGCUGGCACAUGUCGGCGUUAAAGGCCUGGUAACGGACGCUAGUGGUUAUCCAAUCACUGAUGCAAGCGUUGUGGUCUCCGGGCUGGAGGAUAAGCCGAUACGCACCACAAAACGCGGCGAAUACUGGCGUCUGCUCACACCCGGCAUAUACAAUGUGCAGGCAUUGGCAUUUGGCUACCAGCCCAGUGAGCCGAAACAGGUGCACGUGACCAACGAGAAUAGCGAGGCAUUGCGCCUCGACUUCACACUGUCGCCGCUCGAGACGAAUUACGAUGGUGAUUUCCGCAAGGUGAAAGUGGAACGGUCCAAAGCGCCAACGAAUGACGACGAUUUCCUGACGCCCACCAAAUUCGAGCAUCACAACUUUACGGAAAUGGAAAAAUAUUUACGCAACAUUGCCGAGUCAUACCCCAGCAUAACGCGUCUUUAUUCGAUCGGUAAGAGUGUGCAGCAACGUGAUCUCUGGGUCAUGGAGCUAUUCGUCUCACCGGGUCAACAUAUAGCCGGCGUACCGGAGUUUAAAUAUGUCGCCAAUAUGCAUGGCAACGAAGUGGUGGGCAAAGAGAUGUUAUUACUGCUCACAAAGUAUAUAUGCGAGCGAUACGGUGUCGACGAACGCAUUUCGAAGUUGGUAAACACUACACGAAUGCAUUUCCUCUACAGCAUGAAUCCCGAUGGCUAUGAAAUAUCACACGAGGGUGAUAAAUCAAGCGGCAACGGGCGUGAGAAUGCGAAUAAUAUCGAUUUGAACCGUAACUUCCCCGAUCAAUACGGCACAGACAAGUAUAAUGCGGUGACCGAACCGGAGGUGUCUGCUGUCAUGCAUUGGACGCUUUCGCUACCGUUUGUGUUGUCGGCGAAUCUACAUGGCGGCUCAUUAGUGGCCAAUUAUCCAUUCGACGACAAUGAAAAUGAUUUUAACGAUCCAAUUGCUCGUCUACGGACGGCAACGACAAUGGGUCGAAAGCUUAACCCCACGGAGGACAACGAGUUAUUUAAACAUUUGGCUUCGGUGUACGCGGAGGCUCAUCCCACAAUGCAUCUCGGCAAUCCAUGUCCGCUCUUCAAACACGAACAUUUUCCUAAUGGCAUUGUGAAUGGCGCCCAGUGGUAUAGCGUGACGGGCGGCAUGCAGGAUUGGAAUUAUAUACGCGCCGGCGUAUUGGAACUGACGCUCGAGUUGGGCUGCGACAAGUUUCCAAUGGUCGAUGAGUUGGCAAAUUAUUGGCACGACAACCGCGAGCCACUGCUGAAAUUUAUCGAGCAAGUACACUACGCCGUGCAUGGCACGGUUCGCAGUUCUAUCGGCUCGGCUAUAGCGGGUGCGGCAGUUCGACUAGAUGGCGCCAAACAUGCCAGUUUCAGUGGUGUCAAUGGUGAUUACUGGAAGCUGGCCUUACCAGGCAGACACAACAUAACAAUACUUGGCGAUGGUUUUGCGCCAUAUCGUGAGGAGAUCGAAAUACCAGCAGACACACGUGAGAUGCGCCUGGAUGUAAUCUUGAUGCGCGACGAUCCGCAGCAUUGGUCGUCAGCCAAUGAUUUCCGUGUGAUUGAGAAUGUGGUGAAGACGCGCUACCACAGCAAUCCAGAGAUUCGACAACGUUUAGCUGAGUUCGAAACGCGCAGUGGGCAGAUUGCGACCUUUGGCUAUGCGGAGAGCGAAUUCGGUAUCUACUAUAACUCUAUUAAACUGACAGCCGAUAUCGGUGAGCCUGAGGAGGCAAAAUAUAAAAUUCUCAUACUCAGCUCCUUCUUCGACAGCACCUCGCCGCUGGGUCGUGAAAUCACUAUGAAUAUAGCGCGUCACAUACGUGAGGGCUACAAAAUACGCGACACCAGCACCUUGAACUUGCUGCAAAAGAGCGUGCUUUACUUGUUACCGUUAACUGAUAACUACGAUAUAAUCUUCAAUAUGUAUAACAGAAAUAACUCGCUCUGCGAUCCCGAACUGGGUAAUGAGUUAGCCGAUCGUUUGCUCAGUCCCGAAACGGAGAAGAAACGCGAUUUGCUUUUGCAGUUUUUGGAUAGCGAACGCUUCGAUCUGGUGUUAACCUUCACUGCUGGCAAUUCAGAUUUGACUUAUCCCAAAGGCGAACCUAUUAUCGAGAAGCUCGCACAUUCCAUUAAAGACAGCGAAUUCAGCGCACCGCCACAUCAGUGUCCGCUCACCAGCACACGUUCACUGCAUCAAGCCACAACCGAACGACUUACUAAUCUGCUCUACAAAAUGUACAACAUACCGCUCUUCAGUAUGGGGCUCUCCUGCUGUCGUAUGCCCGUACAAACGGAGAUCGCCGGCAUUUGGCGCAAAAAUAUCGACAAAAUUAAAAACUUUCUGCGUCUCAUCGAAACCGGCGUUGAAGGUCUGGUGCACAAUGACAAAGGCGAGCCGCUACGCAACGCUUUCGUGCGUCUCAUCGAUCAUCACCACGUCUAUAACGUUACACGCAAUGCGGCACGUUUCCAAAUCAUUUUGCCGCCUGGCGAAUAUGCUUUAGAAAUUAGCGCACCGCACUAUGAGUCCGAGGUGAAACGUGUGCUAAUCGCAGCGCAACAGCUCAACAAUAUAGGCGUGGUGAAAUUGAACGCCUUUACGCUGCUCACCGGCGUGAGCGAGGUACAUCGCUUGGGCGGCAACAAUGUGGGCAGUGCAACCGCACUAAACGCGCAGACAGCGACCAUCUCCGGCUUCGUGCUAGACACCACCAAUCAUCCGGUGAAGCAUGCAAAGGUUUCGGUCGUGGCGCCACACACGCGCAACUAUCUGCGCAAUUUCACCGACAGUUUGGGCGCCUAUAGCAUAGGCGGUGUGCCGCUGGGCGAGAUCACGCUGAAGGUGGAGGCGCCGCGUCAUGUGAGCACUGAGCGCGCGGUGCAUGUGGAAGGUGGCGCUGUGCGCGGCGUCAUUUUCCGUCUGAGUGUCGACGAACAUGUGUGGGGCAUGCCACGUUGGCUGUUCAUCUUGUUCGCCAGCAUCAUUAUUAUUGUCGCCAUGAUUCUCUGCUUCUUGUGCGUGCAGUUCUUGUUGGCUCGUCGGCAUCGCGCUGACAAACGCUACUACAGCUUCUCGCUGCUGCCGCAGAAGGGGAAAGAACUGUUCGAGGAUGAUGGUGACGAUGGCGAAACAGAGCUCUUCCGCUCACCCAUCAAAAAGAGCAUGUCCAUAAAGCCUUACUAUGACGUCGAAGGACUCGAAAUGGUGCACAGCGAUGACGAGGACGAUGACGACGAUUUUCGUAAUGAUUUCAAUGAGGAUAGCGGCGAAGAGGUUGUCAUGUUGGAUAAACGAAAAUAAACUGUGAUCAAUAAAGGAAAUAACGAAAACACAACAACAACCACAAAACAACAUGCUAAUAGCAAUUAGUUCAAGGCGUAAAGACAACAAACAACAGUGGCAGCAUAGUUUAAGAUUAAGCAUGUACUAACUCUGAUUUACUUGCUAAAUUAUAACAUACAUUUUAUAUACAAAUUUUAAUAUUUGCGAAAUUUUGAAAAAUUAUUGCACAUAAAAUUUAAUCAAGCAAAUAAGCGAAAAGUAAAAAUUUUUAAUUAAUACAAUAAUACAGUGAAUAUUAAAAACAAAUAAUUUAAGUAAUUACGCAAAUUAGCAAAAUGUAUUCUAAAAUUUUAUAUAUUUCUAAAAUUUUACAAAUAAUUUAUUUUUGAAUACUAAAAUUUCAAAUGAUAUUAUACUAAUAUUUUAACUAAUAUGUUAAAUUGUGCAAAAAUAUACAACAAACACAUACAUAUGUAAAAGAAAAAUAUUUAAAUAUCAAUAAUUGUAACUGCCAACCUCUGCAACCGAAUCUCAACGAAAAGUUAACAUUGAAAUUUUUAUUAAAAAAAAUCAGCUUUAUUGUCAAUGUACACUUACGGUAAUUUCGCUGUUGUAAAAAAAA